UAUUAUAUUACUACAAUAAGAUUCAUAAUUUUCCUAUUUUUCGUCAUGGGAGUUUCUUCUGAUAACUGUAAAAUAUCUUGGAUGGAAACAGGACAUAAAGUGUUAGAAUCACCAUAUAUUCUUCAACUAUCAAUAGUUAAUACUACCGGGGAUUUACGUACUUACUUUCCAAAUACGUUCUACGAUAUUACAAUAAAAACAAAAUUAAAAAAUCAUACUUUCACACAAUUUUACUUUAAAAUCCGAAAUAAAAACAAAUCCAUGAAUUAUGGAACAUUGAAUUUACGCGAAAAAGAAUUGUCAAUGUUUCACAACAAUCCGCAUUGCAUUAAUAGAAUUAUCGAUGGACCAGUGUCACUUGCUAAAUUAAGUAUAAUAAUUGGUUGGGAAAGUCCAUCUGUAAACAGUGGUUGUAUUGAAAUCAGAGCAGUCAUUAAAGAAACAGAUUUAAGAUAUCAUAUAGUAAAUAGAACAAUUUGCGAGGAUCCACGAGUAGUUUUGGAUAAUGCAGGUGAAAUUUUAAAAAAUUGUUGCGCUUGCGACGAGGGUAAGUAUGAAUUGACAUUUGAAGGACUUUGGUCGAGGUACACACACACGAAAUACUUUCCUCAGAAGGAAUGGUUAGCAGUUUUUCCAACGGUCAUUGGAGCUUCUCAUAUGACUAAUUAUGAAUUUUGGCGUCCUUAUACGAAAGCUAGCAAAGGUUUAAUUAAAUAUGCAGAAACUGGAGACACAGUGGACUUAGAAUUAGAGCUUAAAUUGAACAAACGAAGAAUAAGCACUUUAAUCAAAUUUCGCGGUGCAAACUUUCAAAAUAAGACUAACAAAUCUUUUUCAAGUGUCAGGGUGGAUACAAAGAAACACGUCGUAUCAUUAAUUGCUAAAAUAGAACCAUCGCCUGAUUGGUUCGUCGGCGUAUCAUCGUUAGAGUUGUGCCAACCUGACUGCACAUGGAUUAAAAAUAAAAUCUUGAAUUUGUACGCAUACGAUGCUGGAAGUAAAAAUGGUAUGUUAUAUGAAGAUAUUGAAGAUAAUACGGAACCCCAGGAUGUAAUUCAAAAUUUGAAUACAACUUGGCCAGUACCUCAAAAUAAUAUAGAGUCGCCAUUUUACGAUGAAACCAAUAAUACGCAUAAUGUAAGACCUCUUGCAAGAAUUUACUUCACACGAUUAAAGGGCUCGGAAAAAGAUUGCCAUAACGUCGAAAUAUUAGAGGACUGUGUUUCUUCGUGGAGUAAGUGGAGCGAAUGUUCUGCCGAAUGCGGUAUUGGUAUCUCAAAGCGAUCUAGAUCUAUAAUUGAAUAUUACAAUGAGAAUAAUUGCUCAUUACCACUGGAAGAGUCAAAAACUUGUCAAAAAGCAAAUCACAAAUGUAUUGAAAAUGUCUCGAAAGAAGAUUGCUCUUUAACCGAUUGGGGCGAAUGGACAAAAUGUGUACAGAUCUGUGGCCAAGAGUCAAGAAAGCGCGUGCGUUCUUUCAAAUGGUAUGAUUAUCAAAAAGCAUGUACCGAAACGUAUGGUAAUAUGAUUUUAGAAGAAAAAAGAGAUUGCGGUAAUCCACCUUGUCCCAAUGAUAAAUUUGAGUGCGUAGAUGGACGAUACAGUAAUUGGAUGGAAUGGUCUCCCUGUACACAUAUAAAAGGAAAUGGAAUCAAAUUUCGCUAUAGAACAAUUAAGGAACACCUUAAGAUAGUUGAUCUUGACGAUAGUAUAGAUUAUGGUUAUAAUUCCUGCCUUUAUGAUACAACUUUAUGUGAAAUCUCAGAUAUUCCUUCAAUCAAUAAUUCUAUGAACUCAAAAAGCAUUCGAGAAUUCUCCGAAUUGAAUGAAGAAGUAGAAAAAAAUGCUCAUUCUGUAAAAGUCAUGGAAAAGCCAGAUUAUUGUUUAUUACGCGUUGACGAAGGGUAUUGCUUGAAUGGAAAUAACGAUAACUCGCACAAAUAUUAUUAUGAUCAAUCUAGAGGUACGUGCAUGCCAUUUCGAUAUACUGGCUGUGGUGGAAACAAUAAUAGAUUUAACGAUGAGAAAGCUUGUAAGCAGGCCUGCAUAAUACAUGGGCGAAAAAUAGACUGCGAAAUGUCAAUGUGGAGUGCGUGGUCUAUUUGCAAAAGCUGCAACGGCUUUCGAAGUAGAGAAAAAACUAUUUUGAUUCAUCCUGAAAAUGGGGGAAGAAUGUGCCCUCUUACAAAAAUGCACAGAGAAUCCUGCAGUAAAUCAACAAUAUGUCAAGCACAACAGCGAUAUACCAUUAGCUAAGAAAUUUUUUGUUACAUUUUAUAUCGUUAAAAUAAUAAAUUUAAUUUUAUGAUGA
Molecule: messenger RNA, 2311 nt
Organism: Ceratosolen solmsi marchali
Lineage: Eukaryota; Metazoa; Arthropoda; Insecta; Hymenoptera; Agaonidae
Product: spondin-1-like
Exons: 14
Coding region: 46-2256 (736 amino acids)
Biological process (GO): cell adhesion
Cellular component (GO): extracellular matrix
Molecular function (GO): serine-type endopeptidase inhibitor activity
Source: RefSeq, a predicted model, not a curated record